This is a messenger RNA of Colletotrichum graminicola M1.001, 2211 nucleotides long. RefSeq names its product Brf1-like TBP-binding domain-containing protein. The record is from RefSeq and is a predicted model, not a curated record. Gene Ontology annotation, cellular component: nucleus; transcription preinitiation complex; transcription factor TFIIIB complex. Gene Ontology annotation, biological process: transcription preinitiation complex assembly; transcription by RNA polymerase III; DNA-templated transcription initiation. Lineage: Eukaryota; Fungi; Ascomycota; Sordariomycetes; Glomerellales; Glomerellaceae. Gene Ontology annotation, molecular function: RNA polymerase III general transcription initiation factor activity; TBP-class protein binding; RNA polymerase III type 3 promoter sequence-specific DNA binding. Bases 1 to 2211 code for a protein of 736 amino acids. The transcript has a single exon.
AUGUCGUCCUUUCUCACACCGACGAAGAAAUCCCAGAAACCGACGGUGGGCAAAUCGAAGCCGUUUCAACCCCCCAACCGUAUUCGGGCCAUUCGUGAACAAGCCGAACGCCAACAGGCAACCGCCGCUGCCGCCGCCGCCAGUGCUGUCGCCCAAGCACAGCUGAACCGCUCCAGAGCACCGACCGUCGCCGUCUCGAACCGCCCACAAUGUCCGAACAAAACCUGUGUCAAGCCUAAUGUCGUCGAUGGCGUGUGCCAGACCUGCGGUCGAGUCGCUGACGACAGCAACAUUGUCGCCGAAGUACAGUUCGGGGAGACCUCUUCGGGUGCCGCCAUGGUGCAGGGAAGCUACGUCGCCGCCGAUCAGGCCGGCGUGCGGACAAUGGGCCCUGCUUUCCGCCGUGUUGGUGGCUCCGACGACCGAGAAAAGUCCAUUCGCGAGGCUCGCUCCUUGAUGCAGGGGUACGCCCAGAGACUCAACCUGAGCGACAACACUGUCAACACCGCCGUUCAGGUCUUCAAGCUCGCAUCUCAGGCCAACUUUGUUCAAGGUCGCACCCUCGUCAUGGUUGCCGCCGUCUGCCUUUACACUGCUUGCCGCACCGAGCGACCUUGCAAGAUCAUGCUUAUCGAUCUUGCCGACCUCACGCAGAUCAAUGUCUUCAAGCUUGGCCGAGCUUUCAAGGCUCUGAACAGGGUCGUGUACAUCUUUGGCAACGGAGAGGCCCCGGUAUUCCCCGAGGAUAUCCUUUUCCGGCUCGCUUCCAAGCUUGAGUUUAAGCACAUGACUAAUAGGGUUGCUGAAGAUGCUGUCCGUCUCGUUCAUCGCAUGAAGCAGGACUGGAUCGUUAUGGGCCGUCGUCCAUCCGGUAUCUGUGGUGCUUGUUUACUCAUAGCCGCCAGAAUGCACAACUUUAGGCGUACGACCAGAGAAGUCGUCUAUGUCGUCAAGGUCACGACCCACACUAUACAAGAACGUCUUCAGGAGUUCAACGUCACUGAGGCCAGUAAGAUGACGGUGGAGGACUUUCUGUCACAGGACUUCAGUUCCAGUUCGCACGACCCGCCUUCAUUUUACAAAGGCACAGAGGCUUGGCAGAAGCAGCAGGAGGAGCUGGGCAAGAAGCGCAAGCGUAAAGUUACGGAUGAAGGCCAAAAUACCAGAACCGCGCCGGCACCUUCUCUUUCCCCUCCCGACUUAUCUACAGCUCCCGCCGUUGAAUACCGCCGAGACAAGGACGGCUUCAUUAUCCCCCCACUUCCUUCCCAGAUUGCUCAGGACGAGCCGGCACUACGAGACACGAACAGCACCCAGCAUCUCGAAGGCUUGGCAGAGGAGUUUGGUGAUGCAGAGAAAGAGAGCGAGGAAGCGUCACGACAGGAUGCCACCAAUAAGAAUGGACGUCAACCUAAGCCUUCUUUGCCCAUCGACAACGAGUGGGAGGAGGACGAGGCGCAAAUGGAGGAGCAGAUCUCGGAGAUCAUGAACGACCCGGAGACAUACGAGCAUGCCAAAGCUUUCAGCAACGCUGAGCAGCGUGCCCGCAUCCAUUCCAUCUGGGCGCUUCAGCAGCAGCCCAACAGGGCUGUAUCGAUGGCACCAGAGGUCGGCGAAGACGAGUUUGCUGAUGAUCCCGAGGUGUUGAACUGCAUGUUGACACCCGAGGAGAUCAAAAUCAAGGAGUUGCUGUGGGUCAACGAGAAUAAAGACUGGCUGCGCCAGUCGCAAGAACGCCUAUUCAGAAAGAAGCUCGAAGAGAAGAAACCCAAAAAGGACCGUAAACGGAAGAAGCGACCACGCAUUGGUGAGGGCCAGACGACUCCUGCAAGCACACCCGGAGAGGCAGCAGUCAACGUGAUGAAGGAGAGAGGCUUCUCGAAACGCAUCAACUACGACGCCAUCAGGCAAAUGUUCGACGUGCCGGACAAGGGUGACCCGGGAUCCCGGCCGGAGAGUGAAGCUGCCAGCCGCCCGACCAGCAAGGCGCCCAGUGUGAUUGACGAGACCAUCUAUGAGGAGGAGGAAGAGGAGGAGGAAAUUGAACCUCUUGAGGGUCAAGAGUACGAACAUCAGGAUGAUGAGUUUGGCGGUGGAGAUGACUACGACGACAUGGGUGACGAGUCCCACAUGUACGAUGAGGAUGAUCAGGGGAUGGGAGAAGAGGACGAAGGCGAUGAUGACUUCGGACUGAACGACGAUGACGAGUGA